AUGUCGGCAGGGCCAGGACCACCCAAAUCGCCAGCUCCGCAUCCACCACGACGGGGACACAGCGUUACCGCCGGACGGCUGACCCGGUACAGGAACCUGCGGGAGCACAAGAGCGUGCUGGACUUUGGCCGAGACUGGAGGGACUGGGAGGUGGACAUUUUUCAGGAUGACGACACUGUGUCGAGUGCCACGACGGAAACGGGCACCGCGACAAGCAUUGGCGUUUGCAUCGGGAUCGCCGUCGAUGAUGAGCAGCAGCAGACAGAACCGCAGCAACUGGCGACGACAGCGGCACAGACACCAGCCAGGAAUACGCAGCAGCAGCAGCAGCGUGGCCAGACGACGCCCUCUUCCGCGGCGAGACGGCGGACGGCACCGGCACUCACGCUCCAACCACCACCGCAAACCCCGCUGCAGUUGUCGCGCCCACAGUCGCAUUGGCAGUGGCCCGAUGUUGGUGUUGGUGUUGGUUUUGGUGCAUUUGAAGACGACGACGACGACGACGACGAGGCAUCCCCCUCUUUUCUCGGACGCGGCACGACCAGCUGCUACUAUGCGUCUAGGUCUAAUCUGAACGAUUACCACCCGUAUUCUUCUAGCACGGAAGCAGCAGAAGCAAGCGUCACAGCGCCGCCGUGUCCCGAGUCUCCUGUGCGGUUCAGCUACCCCAACAGACGGCGGCCAAAAACAGCCCCCAAUGCGGCCGAGAGCCCCUUGCAGGGGGGUUCGCCCAGCACCCCAAGCGAACCGGGUUCCUUAUUUUCCUUAGCGCGCUCCAGUUCCGGGUCCAGGACCCCAGCCCCAGGGGUUUCCUGCACCCACCAGGCCAUUCAGACGAGUGCCCAGCGUCCGCCUGCCCCAUCUGCAGGAUCAGCGUUAUUAUUGCCAGCGUCAGCUGCUGAUGCGGCAGCGGCACCACCACCCCUUCUCCAAGCACUCGCUCUCGGCCAGGUACCUGGUGCUGCUUUGCCUUUAGGAGAAGGACCAUCGCCUGCAGGAUCAGCAGCAGCAGCACCACCACCACCACCAACUGCACCACCGCCGAAUGUACCACCUCCUCCUCCUCCUCCGAAUUUCCUGCCGCCUCCUCUUCCGUUAACCGCAAGGGUAGCACGCGACUCUCUGCCGCCUCCUUUACCCCAGCUGAGGCCUCGCUCGCACAACCCGAUCCUCGUUUCCAACUCCUCGUCAUGCGCCGACCUCAAGCUCUCUGCACGAGCUGACCACGCCCGCUCCCAAAUCAUCACCAAACUCAACCUCCACCCCGUACCCAGCAGAGAACAGCUCAGAGACGCAGAGUGGGAGAAGCACCGCCAGCAGCAACAGCAGCUCCAACAGCAAAUUGAACAGGAGGAGGAAGACGAUCGCCGGCGCAAGGACCAGGAACAGGAGGAGGCCACCCGCUGGGCCGAAGAGGUCGCCCGUCUCGAAGCAGAGACUGAUCGCAUCUUGGCAGAACAGAAGAGGAAGGAUCUCGCAAGACUUCAGGCUCAAUUAGCCGCUGUUCCCGACCCCCCGCCCCGACGAUCGCCCAUCGUCAACAAGUUCGCCUUCUUUCUUAGAAAAGGUCGCAAGUCCGACCCUGCUACGCUCACAAAGUCCCCUCCCACAUACUUUCAGCCACUUUCGCUCGAUUGCCGGCCAGUCAGCGUCAUGGAUCCCUCACGCUUCAUUCAGGCCGGCGGAGGCGGCAUCGUCCCCCAGACCGAUGCCCCCAUCACAGCCAGCAAUGCUGGCGAACGUCGAGUGACAAUUCGGUGUAUGCAGUCGUCCAUCAGCCUGCCCGUCACCCCCGAGACGACUCCCAUGGAAAUUUUGUAUUCGGCCGCCAACCUCAUGACCCAGAACAUCAACCCGCAAACCAGCAUUGUCAUGGAGUGUUACUUCGCCUUUGGCCUGGAGCGUCGACUUAGGCGAUAUGAGAGGGUGAGAGAUGUCUUGAACUCAUGGGACCGUGACAGCCAGCACUGCCUUCUCAUCAUCCCUGGAGACUCUGUCGACAAGAACCCCGAUCUAAACGUCGAAGUCGUGCCCCGCACCAUUGACCCCCCGGCCGGUCUGAUCAACUUUUUGAUGUACCACUCUUCGCGACCCGGGAAGUGGAACAAACGCUACAUCACCAUCAGGGAGGAUGGGCAGGUGUUUUCCGCCAAGAAGAAGGACGCCAAGGUCUCGGACAAGGAUUCGCUUUCACUGUGUCAUCUUUCGGAUUUUGACCUCUACUCAGUCACAGAGAAGGACAUGUUGAAGCAAAUCAGAGCACCCAAGAAGAACACAUUUGCCGUGAAGAGUCAGCAAAAGUCCAGCGUGUUCCAAAACACCGAAAACUUCAUCCACUUCUUCUCGACCGAUGACGCUAGACUCGCCGAAGACUUUAAGAGAGUCCUGCAUUCAUGGCGCAGUUGGUACCUGGUCAACAAGAAGGUUGAUCUGAGUAAGCCAAAGAAGACAUCGCGCAGCCCGAACGAGAAGCCCUCAAGUGGUCUUGCCAGAAGCGGGACCCUGCACCGACUCAAAGUAUCGGUAGACGAGACCCCGUACACGAUUGGAACAUUCUCUCCGCUCCUGGAUAUGGAAAAGCUCGAAAAGUCCAUCGACGACAUUGGUAGGGAGCCCGAGAAGCACUCAAUGCGGCCGGCAGAGCAGCUCUCUGUUCCGAAGCAGCAAAAGGUCGUCUCUCGUUCAAGGACUACGCCCAACCUUGCUUCUCCGAUGUCGAGGAAGCAUAUUGAUCCAUUUGCCAGGGACCAGGAAUUCAGAAACAGUGGUUUGCUGGGGCGCGCGUAUGAAGGACGAAAGCAGCAGGCUGAGAAGAACGCGGCAGCUGCAGCUCACGAAGAUCUCUCGCCCGACAGCCCUUUUACUGGAGGGCUUCUCACCAACUACCCGGAGCCUGAGAUGCAAACGUCCGGCCAGCUGAGCGGGAUGCCCGCGAGAAGAGGUACGGUGCGCACGUCCCGGUCGGCCGUGGAACCAAUGGCCCAACCCCGAAGCCGGUCCCGCCCGCCCGUCGCUCGUCCAACUACGUCAGCACGCCCGACAACAUCGGACGGACCGUCCCAGAGGAAACCAGGGAUGCCUCAGCCUCUGGUCGACCUAACACCCAAGGUCCCAGACUUGCCCGCCGCUUGGCGAGAGGGUCACGGCCGUGGAAUCAAGGCGCCGACAGGCACGCCUUUGAUUCAGAUGGCCACGGGCUGGGAAAACUCACCGGAUACCACAAUGGCACCGCAACUGCCAACCGUAACUCGCAUGGGUACGACCAAGGCGUACCCGCCUCAGCGCAUGGCUUCGCAGUCGGCGGCCUCAAGACCGAGGAGUCGCUCGACGGCUGGUGGCGCACCCGUCCGCCGAGUCGUGUCCAACGAGCAACCACCCAUGCCGUUGAUGCCGAGACGGACUUCGCGACAAAAUGACGAGGACGUGCCGCUGAUCAAUUUCGUCGAGCGCGAGCGAGGUCGCGACGCGAGACCCCGCGCCUCGCAGGGCCUUGGUCGGAGUGGCACUGUCAGACAUUGA
Messenger RNA from Colletotrichum gloeosporioides, 3519 nucleotides. RefSeq lists its product as uncharacterized. The record is from RefSeq and is a predicted model, not a curated record. Bases 1 to 3519 code for a protein of 1172 amino acids. The transcript has 2 exons. NCBI's taxonomy places the organism in Eukaryota, Fungi, Ascomycota, Sordariomycetes, Glomerellales, Glomerellaceae.